AUGUCGUAUGAACGUGUGAAUUACGAUCCUACUUUCAAACCGGUUCAAGGUAUUUAUGAGAAUAGAUUGAGACAAUUCAUUAACAAUGGCGGUGAUUACAAGGACUUGAAUCUACCUAAAUUCUAUGAUUAUAAAAGAAUCUCCCUGGACAGGAAUCAUGUGAAGGUUUAUUGGUAUCAAGUUCCGUUUGAAAAGAACUCUUCCCCUGUUUCUCCAGAUAAGAGACCUCCUUGGUCAGAAGUGAUUGGUAAUGAUAAGGCUGGUAAGAUAUAUUGGCAGGAAGCCUCGAUAAAUCAGCCCUUUGGUCCAAGUUGGUCAACUACUUGGUUUAAAGUCGAGUUGCACAUUCCAAAGGAUUGGAUGCUGAACGAAAAUGAUCAGUUAGUUUUUGAUUGGGAUUGUUCCAAUGAAGGUGUUGUCAUUGACCCAAACACUUUGAAUCCAAAGACUGCUUUUUCAGGUGGAGAUAGAACUGAAUAUUUGUUGCCUAAGGCUGAUGAUGGCAAGUACUUCUUCUACGUCGAAACCGGUAAUAACGGUAUGUUUGGGUGUGGUGAAGGCUCCGAUAUCAAUCCUCCAAAUGACAAUAGAUACUUCCACUUGAAAAAAGCUGAUAUUGUUCUACCAGAUUGGGAAGCAAGGGCACUAUAUAUAGAUUUUUGGAUGGUUUCUGAUGCUGCAAGGGAAUUGCCUGGUGACUCUUGGCAAAAACAUCAAGCAAGAACUAUUUGUAACAAGGUCAUGGAUAUUUUUGAUCCUAAAGACAGAUCAAGCGUUAAAAGAUGCCGUAAUUUAUUAAAAAAUGAAUAUUUUGAUAAAUAUGUCGAUUCUGCUGACGUCUAUAGGCAUGGUAACGAAGAUAUUUUAACAGAUGUAUACGGUAUGGGUAAUUGUCAUAUUGAUACAGCGUGGCUAUGGCCUUUUGCUGAAACAAGAAGAAAGAUUGUAAGAUCUUGGUCUUCCCAAUGUACCUUGAUGGAAGAAUAUCCUGAAUAUCAAUUUGUUGCCUCUCAAGCACAACAAUUCAAAUGGUUGUUAGAAGACCAUCCACGUUUCUUUAAAGAGUGCUUGAUUCCAAAAUUCCAACAAAACCAAUUUUUCCCAAUUGGUGGUUCUUGGGUCGAAAAUGAUACCAAUAUGCCAGGUAGUGAGGCAUUGGCAAGACAAUUUUUCUUUGGCCAAAGAUUCUUUUUGAAACACUUUGGUUCUAAAUCAACAGUAUUUUGGCUGCCAGACACAUUUGGUUACUCAUCUCAAGUUCCACAAUUGUGUCAAUUAUCAGGGAUUGACAAAUUUUUAACUCAGAAAUUAUCUUGGAAUAAUAUUAACAGCUUUCCCCAUUCCACAUUCAAUUGGGCUGGUCUAGAUGGUACUCAAUUAUUAACCCACAUGCCACCUGGUAAUACCUACACAGCAGAUUCGCAUUUUGGCGAUGUGUUAAGAACUGCUAAACAAAAUAAAACUUCUGAAUAUUAUGGUUCUGGCUUAAUGUUGUAUGGUAAAGGUGAUGGUGGUGGUGGUCCAACAAGGGAAAUGUUAGAAAAGAUGAGACGUAUUAGAUCUAUGAGUAAUCGGAACGGUAACGUUGUGCCAAAACUAGAAGUUGGUAAAACUAUUGAAGAAUUUUAUGACGAUAUUUUAGCUAGAACUGACAAUGGUAAAGAUCUGCCAACUUGGAGUGGUGAAUUAUAUUUUGAAUUCCACAGAGGUACAUACACUAGUCAAGCCAAUACUAAACGUUUAAUGAGGUUUUCUGAAAUUAAAAUCCAUGAUCUUGAGUGGAUUGCAACCAAAACAUCUAUGCUAUUUCCUGAUCAAUACAUAUAUCCUGCAAAAGAAAUUAACGAUUUAUGGGAAAAUAUUUUAUUGUGUCAGUUUCAUGAUGUUUUACCAGGUUCUUGUAUUGAAAUUGUCUACAAACAUGAAGCUCUUCCAAUGUUGCAAGCCGUCAUAGAAAAAUGUGCUGAUUUGAUUAUUGAAGCACUAAAGGUAUUAAAAAAUAACAGUAAAUCGCAAAAUAUUAAACCUAUUAAGACAUUAGUUUGGUCAGAUAGUGACUCCGCUUUUGUUUCCUCUGUUGAAGAAUCGGCUGUCAAAGUCACUGAAGCUUCCGAAUAUAUUACUUUAAGUAACGAAAAAUUAAAGGUAAUGAUUUCUAAACAGUCAGGAUCCAUUACUAGUAUUAUUGAUUUAGAUACUGAGGUUGAAUAUUUGGAUUUGAAAAAUGGCAGGAAUAAACACGGUGCCAAUCAAUUUGUUAUUUUUGACGAUAAGCCGUUAUCAUGGCAGGCAUGGGAUACAGAGUUAUACUCGGUUAAUCAAUAUACCUACUUGAAUAAAGCAGAAACCGUUGUUAUUUCUGAAAAUUCGAAAGAUAAAGCUAGUGUUAAAGUCAUAAUUCCGGUUGAGGAAGGCUGUAAAAUCAUCACUACUAUAUCUUUAUCCGCCACUUUAAACUCCAAUAAAGACGAUUCAUUCAUUGACAUUCACACCCAUGUUGAUAACUGGAACGCUAGAAAUAAGUUCUUAAAAGUCGAAUUUCCAGUUAAGGUUCGCAGUGAUUUUGCUUCUUAUGAAACUCAAUUUGGUAUCACAAGAAGACCAACCCAUUAUAAUACAUCUUGGGAUGUCGCUAAAUUCGAAGUCUGCUCUCAUAAGUUUGCUGAUUAUUCUGAAUACAAUAAGGGUGUUUCUAUUUUCAAUGACUCUAAGUUUGGUUUUUCAACACAUGGUAACUUAAUGAGAUUAUCAAUAUUACGUUCCCCUAAAGCACCAGAUGCGCAUGCUGAUAUGGGUUCGCAUGAUAUUAGGUACGCUAUUUAUCCGCAUGCUGGUGCUUUAAGUAGCACGACAGUUAGACUAGCCCACGAAUUCAAUUAUAUCCAUAGGUAUGAAGUUCCAGCCACAAUCUACGACUCUUUUGAUCAAGUCAUAAAAAUAACUGGUGACAGUAAUGUAGUUUUGUCUAAUAUCAAGAGAGGUGAAGACGAUGUGGAUAUUAACUCGAACUAUGCUAUUGGUCAACACGAAAAAAGAAGUAUGAUUGUUAGGGUUUAUGAAUCUCUAGGAGGUGAUUCCUCAGUUGUUUUAAAGACUUCGUUACCUAUUAAAAAGGUUGUUAAAGUUGAUAACUUGGAAAACGAAAUAGAAGUAGUUACCUUUACUUCAAACUCUAAGACUUCUACCGCCGAAAUACCAAUUAAUUUAAAUGCCUUUGAAGUUGCAUCAUAUAAGUUAUGUGUAUAA
Tetrapisispora phaffii CBS 4417 is the source of this 3246-nucleotide messenger RNA. RefSeq names its product alpha-mannosidase (gene AMS1). NCBI's taxonomy places the organism in Eukaryota, Fungi, Ascomycota, Saccharomycetes, Saccharomycetales, Saccharomycetaceae. Gene Ontology annotation, cellular component: fungal-type vacuole membrane. Gene Ontology annotation, biological process: oligosaccharide catabolic process; mannose metabolic process. The transcript has a single exon. Gene Ontology annotation, molecular function: carbohydrate binding; alpha-mannosidase activity. The record is from RefSeq and is a predicted model, not a curated record. The coding region runs from base 1 to 3246 and encodes 1081 amino acids.